AUGGCCAUCAGACCCUGCAAAGUGAUCAUCUCUGGUGGAGGGAUAACUGGGCUAAGUCUAGCAUUAAUGCUAGAAAAAGAGGGGUUGGAUUAUGUUCUUCUAGAGGCUUAUCCACAUAUUGUUUCCAACAAGUCUGGCGCGGGAAUCUGUAUGCUUCCCAAUGGGCUUCGGAUAUUGGAUCAAUUGGGAUGUUAUGAGGAUCUUCUCCGUCUAGUAGGGCACCCUGUUGACAUUAUUAACGUCAGAAAUCCCCAAGGGGAGAGUUUGUCGUGCACGGAAGAAUGGCACAAGAGGACCUCCGAAAGGAUACCUAAGCUCUUUGAAUUGGAUAAUAAGGCUAAUCUCAACAGAUACGGAUAUAAUCCACUCUGGUGUCAUCGACACAUAAUCUUGCAAGUCAUCUACGACCAGAUCCAGGAUAAGUCAAAAAUUUUGACGCAGAAAAAAGUCCACACCGUUCAGCAUACAGGGAACGAAGUUGAAGUGACAACGACAGAUGGAUAUGUUUACCGUGGUGAUAUGGUCAUCGGGGCGGAUGGGGUCCAUUCACGUAUCAGACAACAAAUGGCUCAACGUGCAUCAGAAGUUGGUAUUAGUGAACAAUACACAGAAGAAAAUGGUGAGAUUUCAGCUCUCGUUCCUUCUACUUAUUGCUGUUUGUAUGGCUCGUCGAGCAAUGUUUCGGGAAUACCAAAGGCUACCCUCGACUUUCUGCUCAAUAAAAAAUUUUCCUAUGUUAUUGGCAGUGGGCAUGAGGAUCGUGUCUAUUGGGCCUUAAUGGUAAAACUCCAACAGACAUUUCAUGGUAGUGAAAUUCCUCGCUUCAGUGAUCAAGAUAUGGAAAAAGUGAUCCAGGAACAUUGGAAUGAUCCAAUUGCCCCGGGAGUCAAUUUCUCGGAUCUAUAUAACAACCGACUCAGCCGAACAUUUCUCAAGCCGAUGCGAGAAUUUAUUUAUAAGAAAUGGCAUUUGGAUCGAAUGAUGAUUAUUGGCGAGGCGGCCCAUCAGAUGACGAUUAUGAUUGCCCAAGGAGGAAAUCAGGCUAUCGAGAGCGCAGCGGCGCUGACGAACUCUCUAAAGUCAGCUUUAUCUGGGUCAACAACAGCCGGGCGAUUGUCAUGUCAAGAGAUACAAUGUAUUUUUGAGGAAGUGCAAAACAUUCGCUCUCCUCGAGUGAAAACCAUAAUGGAGAGAUCUCACCAGCGACAGCUCAUGGAUUCAAUGGACACGCCAGAGCUAGAGGAGCUUAUGCUAAACAAAUUCCCAAAGAUGCUUCCAGGAGUCAUAGUGGACCGGUGGGACCAAACAUUCAGGUCUGCCAUUUCACUCCAAAAUUUCGAAAUCUCCGAGAGAGGGAAGACGAGUUUCUGGUCAGAUGAGCAGGAGAAGUGA
Molecule: messenger RNA, 1392 nt
Organism: Penicillium macrosclerotiorum
Lineage: Eukaryota; Fungi; Ascomycota; Eurotiomycetes; Eurotiales; Aspergillaceae
Product: FAD-dependent oxidoreductase
Exons: 4
Coding region: 1-1392 (463 amino acids)
Molecular function (GO): FAD binding
Source: RefSeq, a predicted model, not a curated record